GCGUUUUUACAGUCAAUUCAAGAAAGCGACACAGUAAACAAUUUGGUGCGACCGCACUGCGACCUACAAGUUCUAUUCAAGUAAGUUCUACACAACAAUCUACAAUGUCUCUAUUACCAUUUAUCAUCGGGUGUGACCGACCUCACGCCAUCGCUCACCCUCACCGGCUCAUCGAUCAGGACUUUGGCCUAGCUUUAACACCUGAAGACUUGCUAACGGCAGCGGUGGCUCCUAUGCUCUCACGGGAUUAUUACAGGCCAUGGCGUCAAAUGGCCGCAGUUGCAAGAGAUAUCGGCUCAACCAUCAAAUCGGACAAGGACAAAUUCCAAGUCAACCUAGACGUCCAACAUUUUGCCCCUGAAGAAAUCUCAGUGAAGACGGCCGACGGCUUCAUCGUCGUUGAAGGCAAACACGAGGAAAAGCAAGACGAGCAUGGAUACAUUUCCCGGCAGUUUACUCGGAAAUACGCCCUUCCUGAAGGAUGCAACCCUGAAACAGUUGAAUCCAGACUCUCAUCUGAUGGUGUACUGAGCAUUAUUGCACCAAAAGUUGCUCCAGCUUUGAAGAACGAGCGAAGUGUGCCCAUAGCUCAAACCGGCCCCGUUCGAAAGGAGAUCAAGGACCAAACUUCACAGGCUAAUGCUAACGGAGAUAAAUAAGCAAUAGGAAGUACAAAGAAAAAAUCGUGCGCAGUGUCUUAAUUUUUUUUUCUUUACGAGACUGAGCUUUGUGUGUAAUUGUAUGUUUUGCGUAUAUUAAACUAUGUAUGACUGUAUAACGAUGUAUGGUUGGUUAUGAUUAUUUUAUAAGUAUCUUCUGAAUAAACAGAAAACCAGUAUUACCAUAA
Messenger RNA from Maniola jurtina (meadow brown), 847 nucleotides. RefSeq names its product protein lethal(2)essential for life-like. NCBI's taxonomy places the organism in Eukaryota, Metazoa, Arthropoda, Insecta, Lepidoptera, Nymphalidae. Gene Ontology annotation, biological process: response to heat; protein refolding. The record is from RefSeq and is a predicted model, not a curated record. Bases 105 to 659 code for a protein of 184 amino acids. Gene Ontology annotation, molecular function: protein folding chaperone. The transcript has a single exon.